AUGAAGGUGUUCACGUCUACGCAGUUUUACAACUACUCGUGGGAUUACGUCAGCGCUGCCAACUGGUGCAAGUAUCCGAACGAGCUAAGCACGCACGUUGUUGGUGUGGACGUUCUAAGACGGGAGUUCGACGCCACAAAGGGUACGCUAACGACAGAGCGAUUGAUCACAUGCAAACAACCAAUUCCAAGGUGGCUGACGUUCCUUGUUGGGGGCCAGGACAAGUCGUUCGUGCGCGAGGUUUCUGUGAUUGACAGGAAUCAGAAAACGUUGACGAUGCGGUCUUGCAAUCUGACAAUGUGUCGGCUACUUAAAGUGUACGAGACCGUUUUGUACCGGCCGGAUCCUGUUUCGCCUGUGUCGCGGACACGGUUCGAGCAGGUUGCGGAGAUCACGGCGUUUGCGUCGUUGCGUCAGCUGUGCGAGAAGCUGGAAGACUGGUCUGUUGAGCGGUUUGGACAGAAUGCCAGUAAAGGAAAGCUCGGGUUCGACUCUGUGCUGAAAAAUUUAGAAGAGCAAUGGAUUGGGAUCAGCGAUAAGACCCAAAACCUGCUUGAGGAGGUGAACGAAAAGACCUCCGAGGUCAUAACCGAGGUGAACCAAAAAACAGGAGCCUUGGCCAAGGCCUUUGGCUGGAAAAAUUAA
Molecule: messenger RNA, 645 nt
Organism: Ogataea philodendri
Lineage: Eukaryota; Fungi; Ascomycota; Pichiomycetes; Pichiales; Pichiaceae
Exons: 1
Coding region: 1-645 (214 amino acids)
Biological process (GO): phospholipid transport
Cellular component (GO): mitochondrial intermembrane space
Molecular function (GO): phosphatidic acid transfer activity
Source: RefSeq, a predicted model, not a curated record